AUGGCCGGGAAGCUGUACCAGCUGAUGUCGAGGAUGCACAUGGCGAGCAGCCGGUCGUCGUCGUCGUCGGCGGCGGCGGCGGACGUGCCGAGGGGGCACCUGGCGGUGUACGUCGGCGAGAGGCGGAAGCGGUUCGUGAUCCCGACGGCGUGCCUGAAGCACCCGUCGUUCGUGCUGCUGCUGAAGCGGGUGGAGGACGAGUUCGGCUUCGACCACCGCUGCGGCGGCCUCACCAUCCCCUGCGCCACCGAGGGCGACUUCGCCUCCAUCGUCGGCGGCGUGGCCUCCGCCGCCGACCACUAG
Molecule: messenger RNA, 303 nt
Organism: Oryza brachyantha (malo sina)
Lineage: Eukaryota; Viridiplantae; Streptophyta; Magnoliopsida; Poales; Poaceae
Product: auxin-induced protein 15A-like
Exons: 1
Coding region: 1-303 (100 amino acids)
Biological process (GO): response to auxin
Source: RefSeq, a predicted model, not a curated record